Molecule: messenger RNA, 7870 nt
Organism: Acipenser ruthenus (sterlet)
Lineage: Eukaryota; Metazoa; Chordata; Actinopteri; Acipenseriformes; Acipenseridae
Product: roquin-2-like
Exons: 21
Coding region: 470-3988 (1172 amino acids)
Molecular function (GO): metal ion binding
Source: RefSeq, a predicted model, not a curated record
CACAGAAGAGAUAGUACCUACAAGAGGGGGAACACGGCUCUUAAUUAGAGGCCAUGUUUUUUGAAAACAUGUUUCUGGCGCUGGUCUGGUUUAAUAUUUAAAUACUGUUGCAGUGGCUUUGCUGUUGUCUUUUUCUGUUGCUAGCAUAUUUUCAGUAAGCGGAGGAAUACAAGUUCGUGGGAGCUUCUUAAUUUUGACAGGAAAGAGUGAACCCAAGUAAACAUGUCGUCGGAGAGGGAGGAAGUCUUGGCUAGAAUUGAAACAAAUGAUAUUUUUAAUUCAGUUUUAUGACCCGUGGUCUUUUGCCUUUUUAAGUGAAUUAUUUUGCUUCUGUGAAGUUACAACUGAUACAGUUUUUUUUUAUAGCUGUCAACGGAAAAAUGGAUGUUACUCUUUUACUUAGUGCCUGAGCUGGCAGUAGAAUAGCAUUAUGCGGGUUCACUGAAAGAAACGUUAAGCAGCUGACAAGAUGCCUGUGCAGGCGGCACAGUGGACAGAGUUUUUAUCUUGUCCAAUCUGCUACAAUGAGUUUGACGAGAGCAAGCACAAGCCGAUCAGUCUGGGGUGUUCACACACCGUCUGCAAGACCUGCCUCAACAAACUGCACCGCAAGGCAUGCCCCUUUGACCAGACUGUCCUCAACACAGACAUUGAUGCACUUCCUGUCAACUUCGCACUGCUCCAGCUAGUGGGUGCCCAGGAACCAGACCAGCAGACAGUACAUUUAAGUAAUGUGGCAGAAAGUAAACAUUAUGAGGCUGCAAAGAAGUGUGUUGAGGAACUGGCGCUCUACUUGAAACCUAUAAGUGGAGGGAAGGGAGUUGCGAGCCUGAGUCAGAGCGCGCUGAGUCGGCCGAUGCAGAGGAAGCUGGUGACGCUGGUGACCUGUCAACUGGUGGAGGAGGAGGGCCGAGUGCGAGCGCUGAGAGCCGCCAGGUCGCUGGGGGAGAGAACAGUCACCGAGCUCAUCCUGCAGCACCAGAGCCCUCAGCAGCUCUCUGCAAACCUGUGGGCUGCUGUCAGGGCUCGGGGCUGCCAGUUCCUGGGGCCAGCUAUGCAGGAAGAUGCUCUCAAGCUGGUUCUCCUUGCACUAGAAGAUGGCUCGGCCCUUUCCAGGAAAGUGUUGGUCCUCUUUGUUGUUCAGAAGCUGGAGGCUCGAUUCCCUCAGGCAUCCAAAACCAGCAUCGGCCACGUCGUGCAGCUUCUCUACCGUGCUUCCUGCUUUAAGGUCACCAAAAGGGAUGAAGACUCUUCUUUGAUGCAGCUAAAAGAGGAGUUUCGGACGUACGAGGCUUUGCGCAGGGAGCACGAUGCACAGAUAGUUCACAUUGCCAUGGAAGCUGGGCUUCGCAUCUCUCCUGAACAGUGGUCUUCCCUUCUAUAUGGUGAUCUGGCACACAAGUCACAUAUGCAGUCUAUUAUUGAUAAACUCCAGUCACCAGAAUCUUUUGCAAAGAGUGUUCAGGAACUGACAAUAGUCCUACAGCGGACAGGAGAUCCUGCUAACUUAAACCAACUAAGCCCUCACCUGGAACUUUUAGCUAACAUUGACCAUAACCCAGAUGCUGCACCCCCAACGUGGGAGCAGCUGGAAGAUGUCAUGGUGGCUGUGAAGAUAGUAGUUCAUGGACUUGUGGAUUUUAUCCAGAACUUCAGCAAAAAAGGGCAUGAAACACCCCAGCCACAACCAAACAGCAAAUACAAAACCAGUAUGUGUCGAGACCUGAGGCAGCAAGGAGGCUGUCCACGUGGAGCCAGCUGUACGUUUGCCCACUCCCAGGAGGAACUGGAGAAAUACCGAAUGAGGAAUAAAAAGAUCAGUGCGUCUGUCAGGACCUUUCCUGUGUCUCAGAUUCUCCUCGGUAAAGUUGGAGUGAACAACAGCACAGCAACUACUGUAAUUGGAAGCACAGAAGGCAUGGGGAAAAUGAUCCACAAUACCAAUGGGGUUCACACAGAAAGCAGCGAGCCUGUGCUUAUUCCACGAGGGGCUGACUCUUCACUCGACGAGCUGAAGAAACUUGCCAGGGAAGGCUCCAACGGCCUGACUGCUCCCUGCUGCCUCACAGAAUCCCCUCCUGAAGAUAAGAUGGUCUCCCCUUCUAAGACUCCUGUAAACCCUGGCACAGCUACCUCAACUGUUCCUCCCUCUUGUGAAGCCAGUAUGAAUUCAGUACAUUCUAAACCUGGCCAGUUUGUGUCCCGGGUACCUCUGUGCCCACCUCAGCAAUCUGAUGUGUAUUACCUAGACCCGCGGACACCGGUGUCCUACGAUGCACCACCAUCCCAAACAAAGAACUACUAUGCUCCUCCGCCACCUCCUCCUAGUGUUUCAGCUUCCACGCGUUUUGUCCGUUCCACCAAUGUGCCUGAAUCAUCUCUGCCUCCCCCAUCAGUGCCCUACACAGACCAAUACCCUUCGUUUCCACCGCGGAGGAGAAUGACGUCCUCUCCCUGUCCUCCGCCCCCCCCGCAGCAGUACAGCCACCCCGCAGUGCACUCUGGGAUGUACGCUCCCGUGUACGACAGCCAGCGCAUGUGGAGGCCUCAGAUGUACCAUCGAGAUGACGUUCGAAGCAGCUCUUUACCCCCCAUGGAUGUGGUGCACUCGUCCAUCUACCAGCCUCCUCUCAGAGAAAGAUACAGCUCCCUCGAUGGAUACUACUCUGUGGCUGGCCAGGUACCAAGUGAGCAGAGAGCCGUGACUUUGCAAAGGGACUCAUACAACCGAAUGCCUGUUGGUUACGAUGAGCCGUUCAGGCGGAAACCAGACCAGUGGACCCAGUGCCACAGUCAGAAGCCUCCACUGCUUGUGUCUCCAGCCCUUCCUUCCUCCGCACAGUCCCCCUCACCUUCCUCCCCGCUCUUCAAUGUGGACUUCAGCACUGAGUUUUCCAGUGACUUCGUGGGCUCUAAAUAUAAGGAGGAUGGCCAUCUAUCUCACUACUCUCCCUGGUCGUGUGGCACUAUCGGCACAUGCAUUCAUGCAGUCGAUUCCGAACCAAAAGAUGUUGUGGCCAAUUCCAGUGUGGAGUUAACAGAUCACAACAGCAGUGACAUCAAAAGACGAACGCACCUGUUUGAACCUCAGAGAAGGCUGAGAGAUGAGGAUCCUAUAAUUCCUUUUGGCGAAGGCCCCAUCAUCUCCAAGUGGGGUGCAAUUUCCAGGUCUUCCCGCACAGGCUAUCACACCACUGACCCGAUCCAAGCUACUGCUUCCCAAGGAAGUACCACAAAGCCAAUCAAUUUCAGAGACUACGGUCCCUAUAUUAAUCACAGUGAUUCCAGAUGGAGCUCGUAUGAAUCCGAUUCAUCAACUCCUAAUUAUAUGAAAAGGGAUCAGCUACGGGUCUCGGGUCUUACUGCUAAGGAUUCUUGUAACGGAGAACACUUAAGCACAGAGCUACAACAGGCCACCAGCAAUUCUCUGUUACUUCAGAGAGAAGCCGAUGCUUUAGCCACUCAGCAGAAGUGGGCAUCACUGGAAGAUGAGCUUUCCUUCGGCCUCAUAGGCAAUAAAAUAGGAGUCAGAAACACAGAGACUGGCUUUACAGAAGAUUCAGUAGAUGCCAAACCAGACAGAGACAUUGAACUGGAGCUUUCAGCUCUUGAUGCUGAUGAACCCGAUGCUCAAGAUGAGAAUAUAGAGGAGGCUCUUUCACACCAGCUGCGUAUAAAUUCUCACAAUGAUAAACGUUCCAAUGGAACUGUUGCUGGUAAUGGAGACCAGCCGAUACAACAAGACAGAGUUACAUCCGAUAAAGUGGGGAAUCAUAUACUGAAACAAAUUGCAAUCAAUAAGAAGCAAAGAGGGAUCCGACCCAUGACCUGGUGUUUCAGCAAGACGAUGACCCCUGCAGGUGGAGUCAUCUCCUCUGCUGCAGUCACGUCUGCGCUCAGCAUCAGCAAACUGGUCCUGAAAACAGCAACACAGGGAGAUCUGACUAAAUCCGCCACCAAUGGAGAGAUGCUCCUUAAUGGAAGCUGAAGGGAAAUGAUUGUUGAUAUUUGUGACAUCUACACAAACAAAUCAUUUACAAUAUUGGUUUUUAUAUUAUAGUUUUGUUUUUUUAACAAGGGGGCAUCAGAUUCCUGUGGAUUUUUUGAUACUUUAGGAAAAAAGCCCUCUUUUAAAUUAUACUGACAUGGUUUUUUAUUUUGAUUAUUGAAAUAAGGCGUUCAUUUUUCAAUGUCUUGGGAAUUUGGACUUCAUGCUUAAAAGCAGCUUUAUAAUAGUUUGGUACCGUGAUGAAGCCAUUUUUUUUAUACAGAAUGGCUAAUUUGUCAAUUGAAACAACUCGGUUAGGAACUAGCAGGACCCUGCAUUGAUGUACCUAGUGAAAGAAAAACUUUACCUGUGUUAGUAUUUUAUGUUAAUGUGAUACGACAAUAUUUAACACUGUUGGUAUUGGUCUAAUGGCAUAUUUGCACAUUUCAGUGAUAUUUUGAAUCUGUUAGUAGUGAAAGAUAAAAGCUUUUCCUGUGAUGUUAUCACUCAGGAGUUUCACACUACAGCAGUUUUUAAGGUGAAAAGUACACUUUGCAAUGUACAUUACUGCAUGUGCAUUGGAGAUCGUGAAGGUAGCCAGGGCAGUAAAAUCCACGUCCAGUGCCCAGCUCCCAGCUGCAAUUUAACAACGUGUUAGAAAGUAAAAAGGGAGGUCAGCAUCUAUUAAAUUAUUAAGAGAUAAUCACCUUUUAAUGCUUCUUGUAACCCCGCAGUGAAAGCUGGCUUUCAGAACUGUUUGCACUGACAAAAACAUUAAUACCAAAUCCACAGUAGUUAUUGUCACUGUUAACAAGUGUCUUUACUGUCCAUUUAUAAUAGCAGCAAUGAAUUGUGUAGACCAAAGUCUAAAUGGUAAAUUAUGAUAGAGCUAUUUUCAAGCAUCAGGUAACUGCAUUAUUCACAGGUAAAUCUACUUCACAGUUAAAUGUGUGCAAUAUUGUUAUUUAUUUUGUUUUUACUUUUGUGGUACACCACUAAUUGAAUUGUAGACUCAUUAAAAAAAAUGUAAGCAUUAUCACAUUUCAUAAUAUACUUAAUAUUUACAAGAAGUUGUAUGAAACGGCACUAAUGCAGUGAUGUAACACUUGGAAAGCUGAAGUCGUUUUCUGGGUCUUCAGCUAAAUGAGUCAUUUACUGCACACAGCCCAGUUAAAAGAAGAUAAAGAAUAACUAUAUAUUGCCUUUGAGUCUGUAUUGUCAACUUUUAGUCUUCCUUCUUCAGUCUGUUUUUAUUGUCAGUUGUUUUGAUUUUAUAGACAAACAUGUUUAUUAUGUUAUAAUAACUUCUGUGAAGUUGAUUCUAAAUUUUGUACUGUGUGUUUUUUUUCUUUUGGUGUAUGUUCAUCUUUCACCAGGUUUUUUGCAAGGGGUUCCUGCUAGUUACUGUAGGGAAAAAAUAUUAAUAAGAUCAUGUUACUGGUCAACUGAGUUGGUAAAUUCUAAAAGACAACAGAAUCUUCACAAAUGGUAUUUUCUUAGUUUUGUGCACUCCCCUUUGGUUGGGUAUUUUCUCCUGAGGGCAUUUGUAUGAACGACGAUGCAUUGCUGCUAGAUGUUGAGCAGUAAAAUAGGCAAUAUUCCUAUUCAUAAUAGGAUUUUAUAUUAUAUGUGUAUGAAGAAAAGAAAUGGCUAUGAUAUUUGCGCAUCAACUUGAUAGAUCUCUUGUAAACUGUUUUUUUUUUUUUAAUGAUAUAAGUGACUACUGUAUAUUUCUUAAUGGCUCAAUACUGGCCAGAACUUUUGCUUAUACUGUAAGUGUUGUAAAAAGCUAACCUAUGUUUACACUGAACUUUCUAGCUGAACUAUAGAUAGAUAGAUAGAUAGAUAGAUAGAUAGAUAGAUAGAUAGAUAGAUAGAUAGAUAGAUAUAGAUAUAUCUAUCUAUCUAUCUAUAUAUAUAUAUAUAUAUAUAUAUAUAUAUAUAUAUAUAGAUAGAUAUAUGCAUGCAUGCAUGUAUGUAUGUAUGUAUGUAUAUAUGCAUGUAUAUAUGUAUGUAUGUAUAUAUUUUUAUCACUGAAGCUUUCUCACUUCUAUUUACUACUCUGCUAAGUAUGGAACCGAUACUGUAACCUGUUUUGAAAUAUACAGAAUGUGUAUGUGUGUGUAACAGGAAGUGUUUGACGCUGUAAUCUGAUGGCCUGAUGAGAUUAUACAGAUUUACAAUCUCCUCUCUCUCUCUGUCAUAUAUAUAUAUAUAUAAAUAUGUAUUCAGCUAGUUUGUUGAUGUGGAUCAUGCCAUAUAAAGAAUAUUUUUAUUUAUAAAUUGAAAGCCCUACUUGACAAAAGUUAAUAUUUAGAACAUAUUAAGAUGGUAUCAUGUAUAUUUAAUGUAUAGUAAUGGUAUUCAUAUGUAAAUAUGUUAAUAUGCUAUUUGGUGACUUGUGUCCGCUCUUUCUGAAACCUCAAAACAUAUGAACAAAUACUGUACGCAUUGUAUGUGGUUAUGUAUGUAUGUAACUGUGUGUGUGUGUGUGUGUGUGUGUGUGUGUGAAUUAAUAUAAACAAUUGGGUGAUCAUUGAAUAUGUUUUAUACGAAACAAUUUCUAUUGUAUUUUUUUUUGUAAAGAGUAUUUUGUUAAAUACUGUAAUUGGAGAAUGUGCAUAUUUUGUUCUACAGAAUGACAUGAAAUGGCAGAAAUCAUGUAGUCACUGUGGUGAGAUUUAUCAAGUUGAUACGAUGUCCAUAUUCUAGGAUUCUCAUUUCUGUUUACUUUCUUAAUAAUAGAAGGAGAUCUAGAAACACUGUCACUAUAGCCCUCAGGGAAAAAAAAAACCCCUCUGUGUUGCAAAACUACUGAUGGCAUCUUCAGCACCUUCCGAGGGUGAACAUGAUAUUACAUAAGUUAAUCUUGUGUACGGAACUUUAUUAUUUGUUAAAAAUGAUUAUUUUUAUGUUUAUUUGGUUGUGCUGGAAGGGAUUGGGAUGAAUUUUUUAUACAUCCAAUUAUUUUGGGAGAGAGAGAGAGACCAUCUGUGUUUUUGCACCUGUCAGCCCUACUCUUAAUCGUUGAAAUAAGGUUGCCAGGUACAGAAAUCUCUUCUUUGGUGCAGUACUGCUUUACAAGCCAACUGCACAUAUCCCAUGAACCCAUCCAGCGUCAGCCUCAAUUAAUCCAAGGCAUGGACAUGCAUGCAAUUCUUAGCUGGGCAGACAAGUACAUUAUACUGUAGUUGUGAUACAACACAUGUGGGUUUUAUUUGUACUGCACAUGCCCACUGUACGGACACCUGAAAUAUUGCGUGGUAAGCUUGCAGCAUUUGCUGUCUGCAUUUCUACUGUUUUAUUGCAUAUAUUUGUUUCCCUGGAAAUACUGUAAAAGAAGUCUUCUUUUUGUAUUGUUUGAAUUUUAAAAAUUUGCUUUAGCCGGAAAAAACGAUUGUGGAGCUCAAAUGUUAAUAAUUUUUACGUCUGUAUUAGACAUUUUUCUUUGCAAAUCUAUUGUUCGAUUGAAAUGUAAAUGAAAUAAAAGAUGGUACACAUCCAUCAUGUAUAAAGCUGGCACCAUCGAUAAGAUGGAUUUCAUGCUUAUUUUUAGGACAUACUCAGCUGUAUUUAACAAAAAAAAAUAUACACAUUAAUGUAAACGUUUUUUUUAACAAAUAAGCAGGGAUAUCUAUGGGAAUAAUUUCUAUUCCUGCUUGUUUAUUUGAACAACCAGGUUUUGUUUUAGGAUUUGGAAAACUAGGCGGAUAGGUCUGUAAUGGUUUGUUUCCUGAAGAUGUGGAAUAGCAAAGAGUGAUUUUUUUUUUUGUGUUAAAUGUUUGCUGUAGCAGGAUUUCAUUGUUUAAAGAUGAUUGGUGGGAGAGUUUGCAGUACCUGAAAUGUAUUUGCAUGCAUACAAAAUAAAAUAUGUCCACUGAA